AUAUUUUAGAACUAUAAAUUUCUUAUUAGUGUCUUGUGUUUUGCAAUUUUUAUUUUAGAUGGAAAAAAUGUUAAGAAUUGAAAAAUUAUUUAAAUAAAAGGCAUCUAAAGGGCCAAAACGCUUUUUUAAAUGCUUUUUUAUGUUCAAUGCGAGACGUGAGCUGUGAGGAGGGCCCUUUUUUGAUAGCAAUAACAAAGAGCAUUGCAAAAAAAAUAUACAAAAAAAAAAUUGGAUUAAAUCGACAUAGAGAUACUAAUUAAGUAAUUUUAACGAUGGAUGCCGAUAAAAAAGUGUGCAAUACAUUUUACGAAACUGCAAAACCAACGAAUUUAGAGAGUAACUUAAUUAAGAGUGAAUGUUUAAAGCGAACACUAGAUGGUCUUGUAACGCAUCAAAGUGAAUUAUCAUCCAAAGAUGAACCAAAGAGUUCACAUGACGAGAAGGCAGAUAUAUCGCCUGAGAUAAUUAAUAAGAAAAGUAACGACACAUCACCAAUGACUGACUCAAAUUGUUCAAAUAGUGGAUGCGCCGGAGGAGUUGGAAAUAUUUCAAAAAUGAACAAAAGCUUUUCAAUUCAUUCAUUUGAUAAUUCACAUUCGCAUCAGAAAUUUCAUGAUCAUCAUAAUCAGCAUCAACAUAAUCUACAUCAUAAACAUAUGGUGAAUAAAGAUCAUGAUAAAGACGAAGAGAAAGAUGAACGAGCAGAAGUUAAUAAAAGUAUGGCAUUCACAAUAGAUUUUGGGUCUGCAAGCACAGUUGAUGAGCAGCGACAUAAAAAAUUAUUGGAACGAUUCCAGAGUCGUCAUCGUCGUGGUGUCUCGUUGUCUAAAGUUGAAGAUGAAAUGUGUGAUAGUAGCUCGAGUUCACAAUUAGCCGCAAAACUUCGUUCACCAGCAAGUGCAAAACUACCAAGAAAAAGUUCUCGUGAUGUAAUCGAGUUACCGCAAAAACCUGCUUCGGCAGGCGGUGUAAAGUUACGUGAAAAAUCAAAAGCUACUCAAUUGAAAGACGCAAGUAAACGUCAUAGCUGGAGUCCACGAUCAAGUAUGGUAGAACCAACACAAAAUCAAUCACAGAAAUCAGCAAAAGUUACGCCCAAUCGUCAAAUUAGUAAUCCAUUGGAACGACCAUUAAAGCUUCAUGCACUUACGAAAGCUGAUGUAAAACCAAUGCCACCAACAACAUUAAAUAUUGCAUGCCUUCAAACACCACUAGAGAAUAAAGAAUCUCAUUUGAAUGAUGAUCAAGUCUCGGAGGCAGGAACCUACACACUUGAUGGUGACAAUUAUACAGAGGAGCAGAAAGAAAAAAUGAAUAUAGACAAAAUGAAUAGUGAUGCACAUGAGGCGGAGUUAUUGGGAAGGAAACUUGAGAUUAAUGAAUCCGAUAGUAAUAUUGAAACAGAUCUAGAAGUAAUUGAUCUUGAUGUUUUGCCACAACCGCAGCAACCACAACGAGCUACACCAGUUAUUAAGCAUGCGUCAAAGGAGAAUCGUAAAAAUAUUCUAGAAGUGUCCUUCUAUCAUCAAGAUCCUCCACAGAUUACACAAACAUCUUCCCAAUCAUCAGGCAAUAAUAGCAAUAGUAAAAGUAAAGUUUCUUAUCUCGAGAAAUUAAAGUCUAGAGUAAAGAAUAUUGGUGAUAAGAAGUUUCAUAAAACUAAAUCUGGUGAUGUUGAUCUUGGUACUUUUACGAGCGUUACAACAAGCGGGGUGUUAAGUAUUAAGCCAACAUUAGACCAUAAUCCACAUCUAAAAAGAAAGAAUUCGUUAACAAAAUCUCAGAUUGAUUCAUCCGAGUAUGUACAAGGAUUACAAAGAAAUGAAAAGCUUUCAAUAACUGACAAUGAUAAGACACUUGCUGCUGCUGCUGCAGCGGCAGCUGGAUAUCAAGAAAGUAUUUAUCCAAAGACAACGCCUGUGAAAAGUAGAAAAGAAUCAGCUGGUAGUAGUAAUACGUCAAUAUCAACAGCUGCAACAAAAGAUGACUGGAUUCAAGAAUGGGCAAGAAAUGCCCGAGAAUAUUCUCAUCAUAAAAGAACCCCAAUUACUCCAAACAUGUCAAAUAGUUAUAAUUUUGAAAGCUCUCUAGAGAAAAGUGAUCAAUUUGGUUAUUUUAGUGAUGAUAUUAUGAGUCGAAGUGAUUGUAAGCCACAGUAUGAAGAAUUUGGUGAUAAUUUAGAAAAGUAUAACCAAAAGAAUCAUCUACAUAAAAAGCCACCAACUCCAGAGAAUCAUGAAGACCGUUCAAUAAAUAAUUUGAGUGAUCAUGAGCCAAUCUCAAUAUCAUCAGCACGUAGUAGACGUGUCUUGAGAGAUUUUGAUAUGAACAAACAUGAACCACCGAGAGUUUCGUCCGGUUUUAAUAUUAAGCCACCAAUGAGUCCGAGCCGCAUUCCUUCACCAAUAGGAUCUGUUAGUAGCCGACAGAAGAGAUACGGUUCCAAUAAAAUGCUUUACGGAAGUGAUACUGAUUUAACCAAUGAUACGGAACUGUAUCUACAACGUACAGCAGCUGCAAUAUCUACAUUGCAAAAUAUUCAACGUAAAAAUUCUUUACGUAAUUCAUCUCUUCAAAAUUCGCCUAUGUCUCCACUCUCUCCAUCACGUACAAUUGUGCAAUCGACAAAAACACCAACGGUAAUAACAACAAUAGCUAAUGCAACGCCAUCAUCAGCUUACCUGCCACCUCAUUCACGAGCGCAGUCUGUUAAUAGACCUACGGUUCAUAAACGGAAUUCAUCACUUGAUUCUUCACGUUUUACACCAACAAAUGUUAUGUCCACAAGUUUACAAUCUAAUCAGAUAAAUAAUUACCUUAUUGAUAAUAAUAAAAUGCAACAGAAACAGCAACAACAACACUCUAGACACAAUAGUUAUGAUGGAAUGUUAACGCAACGACCCACAACUACUAAUAAUAAUAAUAUGAAAUAUUCUCAUUUCGAUCAAACAGAUGAUGAAUAUGAGUCAAUGCCGAGUCGUGGGACGACGUUACCAGAACGACAACAUUUAUCGAUUAAACAGCAACAUCAUCAGAAUAUGAUUAAACAACAACAAUCGCCCAUAAAGCGCUCAAGUUCAUUUAACAUAAAGGCACAAGAGAUUCAAUCGCCUGCACGAAUUACAUCAGGUACACCAAAAAUGCACAAUAAAUUUGUUAAGACUGUCUCCGCACCAGCGCAGACGAUAAAAAUCCAAAAAUCAGCGAGUAGUUCGUGCUUUAAGCAAAUGACAAAUGCGAUUAAUGAUGAUGAUGAUGAUGAGGAUUAUGAGAAUGAAUUUUAUAUAAAUCCUGAUGAUGAUUUACAUGCGAAUCAAUUUACACCGUCGGAUGAGAGUGAAGAGGAACAAAAGUAUUCAUUGACAAUGGUCAAUGAACCACCCAUCUCCAAUACACGUUACAAUAAGACAUUUUUAAUGCGCUGUGAACAAAGUAAGAAUAAAACGGGAGUUGGUAAGCAGUUGGGCGUAAUUGCAUGUCCAAAUACACCAGAGAUGCCUCGACGUGAACUUGCUGCACGAUCCUCAGCUAGAGAUCGUGUAUCAAUGCCAAGAGAUUCGAGUUUAGGUAGAGUUUUAGAUAGGAAACCCCUUUCAGCGGGUGCUGUACCAUCCUCAGUCAAAUCCACUAGUAAUAAUAAUAACAGUAAUGCAGUAAACACUAACAGUGCCGGCAAAGUGACUUCAAAGUAUUUAGAUAUCUCAAAAUAUAAGCCUGAAAGAGGCAAUCAUUUUCUUAAACGUGAUGAAAGUAAAAGUUAUUUAAACAGGGAAGUAAAGAAAAGUUCAUCAAGUGCAUGUCUACAAAAUUUUCAGCGAGAUGUUGCGCGUGCUAGUAGCAGGAGUUCAGGAGGUGGAAGUUCAAGACCGUCUAGUGCAACAGCAACAAAAAAGAAAGAUGUUAAAAAUACGAAAGAAAUCGAAUUAGCGAUGUGGAAACGACGAGCGAGUUAUGAUCCAUUAAAAGCAGCUGCUGAGGGGAAAAGAAAAGCUGAAGAAGCUAAAAGAAUUGCGCAACACCAACAAAUGGUGUUGUCGUCUGAAGGCAGCUCUUCAGUAAUGCGAUCUUCAAAGUCCUACCACAGCGGCCCAGCUGGUGAAUGGCUCGAUGAUAGUGAGGAUAGCGAAUUUGAUGACGAAAAUUAAAUUUCGACAUGAAAAUGAAAUAAUUGUGAUUUCUAUUUGAAAUUUUUAGCUAUUAGGAACGAUUUUUUUUU
Molecule: messenger RNA, 4216 nt
Organism: Chironomus riparius
Lineage: Eukaryota; Metazoa; Arthropoda; Insecta; Diptera; Chironomidae
Source: the annotation of a GenBank genome assembly